UUUUUUAAAUAAUUUAAAUAAUUUUCAAAUAUAUCUAAUGGUUUAAUAAAUAGAUUACGCUGAGAAUUAUAUUAUGGUAUUGGAAUACGCCAAUAAUGGAAAUCUAAGAGAUUAUCUAAAAGGAAAAUUUGAUUCAUUGCGAUGGGAAAAUAAGAUUCAAAUGGCGUUGGAUAUCACAUGUGGGUUAAAAUGUUUACACUCUAAGAAUAUAAUCCAUAGAGACUUGCAUUCAAAGAAUAUAUUAGUGAGUGAUGGUAAAUUGUUAAUUGCCGACUUUGGAUUAUCUAAACAAAUAACAGAAGCUACGUCUAAUUCAAAAGCUAAUAGCAUUGGAAUUAUUGAAUAUGUUGAACCACAAUGUUUAAAGAGUGUACGUAAUGCACACUCCUUUUAUAAAAAGGAUCAAAGGUCUGAUAUCUAUAGUUUAGGUGUUUUAUUAUGGGAAAUUACAAGUGGACGUCCUCCUUUUCACAACACAGAAGAACGAGAUUGGUUAGGUUAUCACAUUUAUCAUUCGGAUCUUAGAGAAAAUCCAAUUGAAGAUACGCCUUUAGAGUAUAGUCGACUUUAUCAAAAAUGUUGGGAUGGUGAUCCAGAGAAAAGACCGGAUAUUGAUCAAGUAUAUGACGAUAUAUUUAGUCAAUUUAAUGAGGAAUUUAUCAAAAGGAGAAUGAAAGAGGAAAAAAUUCGUUAUUUUGAAUAUAGUGAAUUCAAUAAUAUUAAAAUAAUUGGUGACGGUGUUGUGAAUAAAGCAGAAGCAUAUGAUAAAAAUCAGGUUGCACUAAAAUGUUUCAUCCAAAAGAAAAGUCCGGCAUUUAAAGAAAAAUUUAUUGAAAACCUUGUAAAGCAGUUGAAACUCCUUUACACGGUUAGCCGUCACGAGUACAUCAAUAGUUUUUUCGGAAUAUCGAACGAUAAUAUUAGUUAUUUCAUGGUGUUUGAAUACGCAAAUGAUGGAAAUUUAAGAGAUUAUUUGAAAGAAAAACUUAAUAUAUUACAAUGGGAAAAUAAGAUUCGAAUGGCGUUGGAUAUCACAUGUGGAUUAAAACAUUUACACUCUAUGAAUAUAAUUCAUAGAAACUUGCACUCAAAAAAUAUAUUAGUAAACAAUGGUAGAUUAUUAAUUGCAGACACAGAAGCUAUACCUAAAUUUGGAAUACCUAAAAUAAAAGAUGAAAAAAAACAUAAACUAACGGAUAAUAGAAUUGAAAUUAUUGGAUAUAUUGACCCACAAUGUCUUAAGGAUAUAAAUUAUAAAAGAGAUAAAAAGUCCGAUAUCUAUAGUUUAAGUGUUUUAUUAUGGGAAAUUACAAGCGGACGUCCCCCCUUUUCUAACAUCUCACAAAAAGAAGGUAGUUUACGUGAUGACAUUGGUCAUAAGAAUCUUAGAGAAAAACCAGUUGAUGGUACACCUUUAGAGUAUCAACAACUUUAUGAAAAAUGUUGGGAUAUUGAUCCAGGGAAAAGACCCGAUGUUGAUCAAGUUUACAAUGAAAUUUUAAGUCAGUUUAAUGAGGAAUUGAUCGAAAGGAAAAUGAAAAAAGAAGACGUUCGUUACUUUGAAUAUAGUGAGUUUAACAAAGUUGAAAAAAUUGAAGGAGGACACGGUGUUGUGAAUAAAGCGGAAACUAAUAAAAAACAAGUUGCACUAAAAUAUCUCGUGGGAACUAAAAUUUCAAAAUUUGAAGAAAAGGCUAUUGAAAACUUGGCAAAGCAGUUAAAAUACUUUUGCACAGUUAGCUGUCACUAUAACAUCAAUAAUUUUCUUGGAAUUUCAAAAGAUGAUAUUGCUUAUGUCGUGGUACUGGAAUACACCAAUAAUGGAAAUUUAAGAGAUUUUUUAAAAGAAAAUUUUGGUUCAUUACAAUGGGAAAAUAAGAUUCGAAUGGCGUUGGAUAUUACACGAGGAUUAAAAUAUUUACAUUCCAAGAACAUAAUCCAUAAAAACUUGCACUCAAAUAAUAUAUUAGUGGAUGAUGAUAAAUUAUUAAUUGCGGACUUUGGAUUACUUAGACCAGCUACAUCUAAUUCAAAGGGUAAUAUAAUUGGAAACAUUGGGUAUAUUGACUCGCAAUGUUGUAAGGAUAUAUGUCAUAAAAGUGAUAAAAAGUCCGAUAUCUAUAGUUUAGGUGUUUUAUUAUGGGAAAUUACAAGCGGACAUCCUCCCUUUUAUAACAUCUCACAAAAAGGAGAUAGUUUAUAUGAUGACAUUGGUCAUAAGAAUCUUAGAGAAAAACCAAUUGAUGGUACACCUUUAGAAUAUCAACAACUUUAUGAAAAAUGCUGGGAUGGUGAUCCAGGGAAAAGACCUAAUGCUAAUCAAGUUUACAAUGAAAUUUUAAGUCAAGCUAAUACCGAGGAUACCCACGAAAAACAUGAAGAUUCCUUGGUGACUUCUAAUAGUAAUAAUUUUAAUGAUUUAGAAUAUCAACAACUUUUUGAAAAAUGUUGGGAUGAUGUUCCGGGAAAAAGACCCGAUGAUAUUCACGAAAAACAUGAAGAUUCCUUAGUGAUUUCUAAUAGAAAUAAUUUUAAUGAUUUACAUAAACAAUCAGGCCAACCAGAUCUAUGCAUAGAAAACAAGGAGACUAGCAACUCUCUAUGCAUAGAAAGCGAUUUUAUGUUAUCUAAAAAUCAAAAUCAAAUAAUGUUUAAUUAAGUUGGUUUUGCUAAUAAAUUUUUUUAAAUGACAUUAUCAGGGAUAAAAUGAAAAGGAAAGACUCACCAUAAAUGCAGAAAAAGAAACCAAUAAAUUACACUAUAAAUAUGAUUCAUUCUGGAAAACAAAAAUUAUUAGUACAGUAUAAUGACCCAAUCCGAAAUUUUAAUUGAUUUCGAUAAAAAAAAAUUUUGCUUUCUAUGUAUAAAUAAUGAACGAUAAAGAGAAUUUUCUAUCUUUGUUUCAUGUAAAUAUUGUUUUGGCAAAAUUCAGAUGACUAUUUCAUAAAAAUACACUCUCAAUAUGAUUACAAAUUUAUAAUGUUUAUUUUUUUUUGAAUUUUCAUUUUAU
Messenger RNA from Rhizophagus irregularis DAOM 181602=DAOM 197198, 3010 nucleotides. RefSeq lists its product as uncharacterized. The record is from RefSeq and is a predicted model, not a curated record. Gene Ontology annotation, molecular function: protein serine/threonine kinase activity; ATP binding. NCBI's taxonomy places the organism in Eukaryota, Fungi, Glomeromycota, Glomeromycetes, Glomerales, Glomeraceae. Gene Ontology annotation, biological process: cell surface receptor signaling pathway; protein phosphorylation.